Canis lupus familiaris (dog) is the source of this 1308-nucleotide messenger RNA. RefSeq names its product transcription factor AP-2 epsilon (gene TFAP2E). The transcript has 7 exons. Gene Ontology annotation, molecular function: RNA polymerase II transcription regulatory region sequence-specific DNA binding; DNA-binding transcription factor activity, RNA polymerase II-specific. Gene Ontology annotation, cellular component: nucleus. Lineage: Eukaryota; Metazoa; Chordata; Mammalia; Carnivora; Canidae. Gene Ontology annotation, biological process: regulation of cell population proliferation; regulation of transcription by RNA polymerase II; anatomical structure development. The record is from RefSeq and is a predicted model, not a curated record. Bases 1 to 1308 code for a protein of 435 amino acids.
AUGCUGGUGCACACCUACCCCGCCAUGGAGCGCCCCGACGGGCCGGGCGCGGCUGCCGUUGGGGCCCGCCUGCCGCCCCUGCCCCCCGCGCCCUACGGGCCGGCGCCGCCGCUGAGCCACACGCCCGCCGCCGACUUCCAGCCGCCCUACUUCCCGCCGCCCUACCCGCAGCCGCCGCUGCCCUACGGCCCGGCGCCCGACGCCGCCGCCUUCCCGCACCUGGCGGCGGACCCGUUCGGCGGCCUGGGCCCCCUGGCGCAGCCGCAGCCCCCGCAGCCCGCCUGGGCCGCGCCCCGCGCCGCCGCCCGCGCCCACGACGAGCCGCCCGGCCUCCUGGCGCCGCCCGCCCGCGCCCUGGGCCUCGACCCGCGCCGCGACUACGCCGCCGCCGCCGCCGCCGCCGCCGCCGCGCCCCGCCUCCUGCACGGCCUGGCCGAAGCGCCCCUUGGCCUCCCGGGGCUGGCGGCGCCCCCCGGCCUGGAGGACCUGCAGGCCGUGGAUGAGCCGGGAAUGGGUUUCCUGGACCAGUCUGUGAUCAAGAAAGCCCCUGUGCCCCCCAAAGCCAGCGGCCUGGCGGCCCUCUCGCUGCCCAAAGACGGCCUGGGUGGUGGCGUCGUGAACCCCAGCGAGGUCUUCUGCUCGGUGCCAGGCCGCCUGUCGCUGCUCAGCUCCACGUCCAAGUACAAGGUGACGGUGGGGGAGGUCCAGCGGCGACUGUCGCCUCCCGAGUGCCUCAAUGCGUCCCUCCUGGGUGGUGUCCUUCGCAGGGCCAAGUCCAAGAACGGGGGCCGCUGCCUGAGGGAGCGCCUGGAGAAGAUCGGGCUCAACUUGCCCGCCGGCCGUCGCAAGGCCGCCAACGUGACGCUCCUGACCUCCCUGGUGGAAGGAGAGGCCGUGCACCUGGCUCGAGACUUCGGCUACGUGUGCGAGACCGAGUUCCCGGCCAAGGCGGCGGCGGAGUACGUGAGCCGCCAGCACGCCGAGCCCGCGCAGCUGCCCGGCCGCAAGAGCAUGCUGCUGGCCGCCAGGCAGAUCUGCAAGGAGUUCGCCGACCUGAUGGCGCAGGACCGCUCCCCGCUGGGCGCCAGCCGCCCGGGCCUGCUGCUGGAGCCGGGGGUGCAGGGCCGCCUGACGCACUUCAGCCUGCUCACGCACGGCUUCGGCGGGCCGGCCAUCUGCGCCGCGCUCACCGCCUUCCAGAACUACCUGCUUGAGUCGCUCAAGGGCCUGGACCAGAUGUUUGCAGGCCCGGCCGGCGGGCCCGGGGAGCCCGAGGCCCCGGGGAAGGACGCCAAGCGCCGCAAGUGA